UUGUUGCGCAGUACAGCGACACCCACGGAAGUGACCAAGAUGGGAAGAAUUGACGGGAUGACGUAAUGUCCCGGCGCCUGCUGACAACCGACACGCAACGGUGCCAGUAUCCAGUCAUGAAGCUGCUUCAUAAAGACAUAGAGAAAGAUAAUGCCGGUCAGGUGACUCUGGUGCCUGAGGAGGCAGAGGAUAUGUGGCACACCUACAACCUGCUGCAAGUAGGAGACAGUCUGAGAGCAUCCACUAUCAGGAAGGUGCAGACAGAGUCCACUACUGGAAGCGUGGGCAGCUCCAGAGUUCGCACGACUCUUACCUUAUGUGUGGAGACAAUCGACUUUGAUUCCCAGGCUUGCAAGCUGAGAGUGAAGGGCACCAACUUAGAGGAGAACCAAUAUGUCAAGAUGGGGGCGUACCACACCAUUGAGCUUGAACUUAACAGGAAGUUCACUCUGGCUAAAAAGAGCUGGGACAGCGUUGUGCUGGAUAGAAUAGAGCAGGCAUGUGAUGCAGCCCAGAAGGCAGAUGUGGCGGCUGUGGUCAUGCAGGAGGGUCUGGCCAAUGUGGUUUUGGUGACACCUGCCAUGACUCUGCUCCGCGCCAAAGUGGAGGUCACCAUUCCCCGUAAGAGAAGAGGAAGCUGCACUCAGCACGAGAAGGCUCUGGACAGAUUCUAUGAGGCUGUGAUGCAGGCUAUUCUUCGCCACAUUAAUUUUGAUGUGGUGAAGUGCGUCCUCGUUGGCAGUCCAGGGUUUGUAAAGGACCAGUUCAUCAGCUACCUCUUUAAAGAGGCAGUGCGUCAGGACAACAAGGUCCUGCUGGAAAAUCGACCCAAGUUCAUGCUGGUCCACUCGUCGUCAGGUCAUAAGUACUCACUCAAAGAAAUCCUGUCUGAUCCCACUGUGACAAGUAGACUGUCUGAUACUAAGGCAGCAGGAGAGGUCAAAGCCCUGGAGGAUUUCUACAAGAUGCUGCAGCAUGAGCCUGACAGAGCUUUCUAUGGAGUGGCUCAUGUGGAGAAAGCUGCGGACGCCCUCGCCGUCGACACCCUGCUGAUCAGUGACAAACUCUUCAGACAUCAGGACGUUCCCACGAGAAGUCGCUACGUCCGCUUGGUGGACAGUGUCAGAGAUAACGGCGGCACCGUCAGAAUAUUCUCAAGCCUUCAUGUGUCUGGUGAACAACUCACCCAGCUGAGUGGAGUGGCCGCCGUCCUGCGGUUUCCAAUCGCCGACCUGUCAGAGGAUGAGGACGAGAGCAGCUCAGACGAAGACUGAGCGGCAGUGAGGAGCGAGGCGCGCUCACUGGGAGGGAAAAAAAAAGAAGGCGGUCGUGCAUUUUCACAAGAAUACAUGGACUUGGUGUGUAGUAACGCUGCUGUUAUGGUUUCCAUCAUGUCGACCUAAUCAAGUUAAAAAAGAGGAAGGAAUUAUGAAAUGCAUACAGUUUAAGUUUUCAGCCACAUUCAAGCAAUAAUCUUUGUUUCCAACUGUAUAUACAAUCCAAUCCAAUAUGUCUAUUAAACAACAGAAACAGUCUA
Solea senegalensis (Senegalese sole) is the source of this 1537-nucleotide messenger RNA. It is a transcript of the gene pelo, whose product is annotated as pelota mRNA surveillance and ribosome rescue factor. The coding region runs from base 66 to 1274 and encodes 402 amino acids. Gene Ontology annotation, cellular component: cytoplasm. The transcript is spliced from 14 exons. Gene Ontology annotation, biological process: nuclear-transcribed mRNA catabolic process, no-go decay; nonfunctional rRNA decay; RNA surveillance. NCBI's taxonomy places the organism in Eukaryota, Metazoa, Chordata, Actinopteri, Pleuronectiformes, Soleidae. The record is from RefSeq and is a predicted model, not a curated record.